GCAGAGAAAGUACCCUCUUUCACCUUAUAGAUGCUGCAGUCAAACUGACAGCAGCAUAUAUAGCAUCCACUCUGCAGAACUAGGAUGGGGCAGGCAGAGCGGAUGGCGUGAUUUCAUAUUUUUCUACAAAACUCAUCAGAAAAUGGUGGUACGCACCCUCCUUAUCAUCUCUUUGGCCCUUUAUGAAGUAAACUGUGACAUAUGUACAAAGUCUUCCGUUGCUGAGAUGAAACAAAACAUUUAUAACCUGUUGGCAUGCUUCGACAAGAACGCUGAAAGUAACUAUCCCUCAACUUCUGGGUACCCUACUGGUGGAUCUGACUAUGGAUACAGGAGCUGCAAAGAUAUUAAGAACUCAAAUAUAUAUGCUAAAGAUGGAAUAUACAUGCUGACCACUGAAGAUGGACUGAAGUUUCAGACCUACUGUGACAUGACAACCAAUGGUGGGGGUUGGACCUUGGUGGCCAGUGUCUAUGAAAACAACAUGAAUGGUAAAUGUACAGUGGGAGAUCGCUGGUCCAGCCAGGAAGGAAACAAUAUCAACAACCCAAAAGGAGAUGACAACUGGGCCAACUACGCUACAUUCGGCCUUCCUGAUGGAGCUACUAGUGAUGAUUAUAAGAAUCCAGGAUAUUAUGAUAUUGUUGCUAAAGACUUGGGGCUAUGGCAUGUUCCAAACAAAACACCCUUGUCUAAAUGGAGAGAUACCGCUAUCCUAAGAUACCGCACAGACAAUGGCUUCUUCUCCAAAGAGGGUGGAAACCUAUUUCAACUAUACAAAAUAUACCCAGUAGUGUACAAUGCCGGAGCCUGCCUCACAAAUAAUGGACCCGCUAUUCCUGUUGUGUAUGACUUUGGAAGUGCUGAGAAGACUAAAUCAUAUUAUUCACCAAAUGGACAAAAAGAGCUUGUUCCGGGUUAUGUCCAGUUCCGGGCUAUUAAUAAUGAAAGAGCUGCUUUGGGGUUGUGUGCAGGAGUGAAGGUGACAGGAUGCAAUCCAGAAGUUAACUGCAUUGGAGGAGGUGGUUACAUCCCAGAAGGAAACCCCAGACAGUGCGGAGACUUUGCUGCCUUUGACUGGGAUGGACAUGGAACACAUGUUGGAUGGAGUAACAGCAAGGAAAUAACUGAGUCAGCUGUUCUUCUCUUCUACCGUUAAUAAAGUGCACAUGACUGUAGAGCAUAGUAAGGGUCAGUAUAAUAACUGACUCUGAAAAGUGUUACAAUAAAGCAAAAUAUUAAAUACAA
Molecule: messenger RNA, 1248 nt
Organism: Hyla sarda
Lineage: Eukaryota; Metazoa; Chordata; Amphibia; Anura; Hylidae
Product: intelectin-1-like
Exons: 8
Coding region: 143-1159 (338 amino acids)
Molecular function (GO): oligosaccharide binding
Source: RefSeq, a predicted model, not a curated record